AUGGCUCAUCACAUUCGUCAGGGCUGGGCAUGGUUGGCAGUGAGGCUUUGUGCCAUGGUGGUAGUGUUGGCAGCAGGAAGCAUCGGGCAGAGCCAGGAGAAAGGGCCCUCCUGCUACGGGGGAUUCGACCUCUACUUCGUUUUGGACAAAUCCGGGAGUGUGCAGCACCACUGGAAUGAGAUCUAUCACUUCGUCGAACAUCUGGCUCAUAAGUUCAUAAGUCCACAGCUGCGGAUGUCCUUCAUCGUCUUUUCCACCGAGGGCAGGAUUCUCAUGAGACUGACUGAGGAUCGGGAGCGUAUUCGCAAGGGUUUGGAGGAGCUCCAGAGGGUGCUGCCAGGAGGAGACACCUUCAUGCAUGAGGGCAUCCAGAGGGCCAGCGAGCAGAUAUACUAUGGGAACACAGAAGGAUAUCGCACAGCCAGUGUUAUCAUUGCUCUGACGGAUGGUGAGCUGCAUGAAGACCUGUUCUACUAUGCAGAGAGAGAGGCUAACCGCUCGCGGAGUCUGGGCGCCUCAGUGUACUGUGUGGGGGUGAAGGACUUCAAUGAGACACAGCUGGCAAAAAUUGCAGACAGCAAGGACCACGUCUUCCCAGUGAAUGAUGGCUUCGAAGCCCUGCAAGGAGUCAUAGAUUCGAUCCUGAAGAAGUCCUGCAUCGAGAUCCUGGCGGCUGAACCCUCUAGCAUCUGUGCAGGAGAGACUUUCCAAGUGGUGGUGAAAGGAAAUGGCUUUCUGCACGCCCGCAAUGUGGAAAAGGUCCUGUGCAGUUUCCGCAUCAACGACACCCUGACCAAGAUGGAGAAACCUUUGGUGGUGAAGGACACCUAUCUCCUUUGCCCUGCUCCGGUUCUCCAGGAAGUAGGAACGGCAGCCUCCCUCUAUGUCAGCAUGAAUGAUGGCCUGAGCUUCAUCUCCAGUUCAGUCACAAUCACAACUGUUGGCUGUUCCGAUGGGACGAUCCUGGCCAUUGCUCUGCUCAUCCUCAUGCUCCUGCUUGCCCUGGCCCUCCUCUGGUGGUUCUGGCCCCUGUGCUGCACGGUGAUAAUCCAUGACCCCCCUCCCCCUGUUGUGGAAGACAGUUCGGAUGAGGAAGAUGAUGGUGCUCCCAAGAAGAAAUGGCCCACUGUGGAUGCUUCCUACUACGGGGGCCGUGGGGUGGGUGGAAUCAAGAGGAUGGAGGUGCGCUGGGGUGAGAAGGGCUCCACAGAGGAAGGGGCGAAGCUGGAGAAGGCCAAGAACGCCCGGGUGAAGAUGCCAGAACAGGAGUUUGAGCUGCCGCCUGCUCGCACCCUCAAUAACGGCAUGCGCAAACCGUUGGGCCCGCGGAAGUGGUACUCCCCCAUCAAGGGCAAGUUGGACGCUUUGUGGGUGCUGCUGAGGAAAGGCUAUGACCGCGUGUCUGUUAUGAGACCACAGCCAGGAGACAAGGGCCGCUGCAUCAACUUCACCCGGGCGAAAUCCAACACACCCCCCCGCUAUCCUCUCUACAACCACCACUCCACCCCAAUCUACAGCCCUUCCAGAGGCUGCAGCCCUCCCCCUCCACAAGGCAUGUUGCCCCCUACCCCUCGCAGCCCUCCCGCCUCCCCAACCCACUCUUCCACUUCCACGCUGCCACCUCUGCCUCCAACACCCCCUCCUCUGUCCAUGACCCCUCCCCCUUAUACUCCUCCUCCAACCCGUGAACUGCCCCCGACUUCCCUUUAUCUCCCUCCACCCCCAGCUCCACCCUCUCCACCUCCACCUGCGUCUCCAACUGGUUCCUUGCCCCCUCCUCCCUUGGCACCACCCCCCUGCCGAGCCCCUCCCCCUGCCCGCCCCCCGCCACGCCCCUCUCUGUAG
Molecule: messenger RNA, 1845 nt
Organism: Megalops cyprinoides (Indo-Pacific tarpon)
Lineage: Eukaryota; Metazoa; Chordata; Actinopteri; Elopiformes; Megalopidae
Product: anthrax toxin receptor 1-like
Exons: 19
Coding region: 1-1845 (614 amino acids)
Cellular component (GO): membrane
Molecular function (GO): signaling receptor activity
Source: RefSeq, a predicted model, not a curated record